This is a messenger RNA of Pangasianodon hypophthalmus (striped catfish), 949 nucleotides long. RefSeq names its product fibroblast growth factor 1b (gene fgf1b). Gene Ontology annotation, molecular function: fibroblast growth factor receptor binding; growth factor activity. The coding region runs from base 112 to 576 and encodes 154 amino acids. Gene Ontology annotation, cellular component: cytoplasm. Lineage: Eukaryota; Metazoa; Chordata; Actinopteri; Siluriformes; Pangasiidae. The record is from RefSeq and is a predicted model, not a curated record. Gene Ontology annotation, biological process: cell differentiation; positive regulation of gene expression; positive regulation of protein phosphorylation. The transcript is spliced from 3 exons.
CACACACACACACACAGAGAGAGAGAGAGAGAGAGCCCUGGGAGGGAACCGGAACCGGUGUGUUUCAGAAGGAGAGCCACUGUGCCAGGGGUUCUGGACUGACUCUGCGGAAUGAUGGAGGGUCUCAUUACGGUCCUCGCACCGUCGCCAUCGCCCUUUGAGCUCGAGCAGCCGAGUUACGACGCUUUAAAGCGGCUUUACUGCAGGAACGGAGGGCAGUUUUUACGCGUGUUAGCCGGCGGAGCGGUGGACGGCGUCCGGCAGGAGAGCGACGCGUACACUGUGCUAAAGGUGAAAGCAGUGAGCACAGGUGUGGUGAUCAUCAGAGGUCACGAGGCGGGGCGUUACCUGGCCAUGGACAGAAGCGGAAAGCUUUAUGGCACUUCCCUGCUGAAUGACGAGUGCUAUUUCAAAGAGAAGAUGGAGGAGAACCACUACAACACGUACAGUUCACACAAACAUCAGGAGCACGGGGUCUGGUACGUGGGCAUCAAGAAAAACGGGCAGAUGAAAAGAGGUCCUAACACCCACAGAGGCCAGAAUGCGAUCUACUUCCUGCCUAUUCCAGCACAGUGAACAGUGAAUGUCAUGUAUUUUGGAAUCUAUAAAGUGUGAUUAAUGUCAAACGACCAAAAACAAACACUUACAAAUAAGACUCUUGAUAGACUCUAGAGCCAAGUUCAGAGUUUGGGUUUAGAGACCCUUGGUUUAUAACUAGCAUAACCACGGGGUCCACGAUUUUCUAAAAGGUUUGUGCUCUAGAGUAUAAAAUAGGAAGCUUAUCCUGAAAAGAAUAAUGCUAUUUUAUUAAUUUAUUGUUUUGAUGUAUAUAUUAAUUUAAGUAAAUAAAAAAUAAUAGUAAUUUCAUGUAUAAGCUUACUAAAUGACUUUUUGUGUACUAUUGUGUAUUUUACCUUUGUGCUAUUGUGUAUUUAUCUUGUGAUAAAAG